This is a messenger RNA of Verticillium alfalfae VaMs.102, 534 nucleotides long. Its product is annotated as diaminohydroxyphosphoribosylamino-pyrimidine deaminase. Lineage: Eukaryota; Fungi; Ascomycota; Sordariomycetes; Glomerellales; Plectosphaerellaceae. The transcript has a single exon. Bases 1 to 534 code for a protein of 177 amino acids. Gene Ontology annotation, molecular function: catalytic activity. The record is from RefSeq and is a predicted model, not a curated record.
AUGGCUUCAAUGACAGACACCGAGCCAGCGCCGUCAAUCAAUCCUGGUGAUCACAAGGCGUAUCUCCAGUACGCUCUGUCUCUAGCGGCCCGAUCGCCUCCGAAAUCGACAAACUACAGUGUAGGCGCGGUUCUCGUCAACCCCAAUACCAACGCCAUCGUCUCCACCGGCUACACGCUGGAACUCGAAGGCAACACACAUGCCGAGCAGUGCUGCUUCAUGAAGUUUGCGGCCGCCCACAGUGUGACGGAAGAGGAGCUCGCCACGGCCGUCCAGUCACCACCCUUGAUCCUAUACGCGACGAUGGAACCUUGCUCGGAGCGGCUCAGUGGCAACCUGCCCUGCGUGAAACGCAUUCUCCGCCUGAAGCACCUCAUCACGGCCGUCUACGUCGGCGUGCAGGAGCCAGAGAAAUUCGUCAGUGACAACACUGGCCGAGGCGCUCUCCAAGCCGCAGGCAUUGAGUUCGUUCACAUUGGAGGGCUCGAGAAGGAUAUUCUAGCCAUCGCCACGGCAGGACAUUUGAUCAAGUAG